Penicillium cosmopolitanum is the source of this 789-nucleotide messenger RNA. Its product is annotated as Saf4/Yju2 family protein. Gene Ontology annotation, cellular component: U2-type catalytic step 1 spliceosome. The record is from RefSeq and is a predicted model, not a curated record. Lineage: Eukaryota; Fungi; Ascomycota; Eurotiomycetes; Eurotiales; Aspergillaceae. The transcript is spliced from 2 exons. Bases 1 to 789 code for a protein of 262 amino acids. Gene Ontology annotation, biological process: mRNA splicing, via spliceosome.
AUGUCCGAGCGAAAAGUCUUGACCAAAUAUUACCCGCCCGAUUUCGAUCCCAGUGCGAUCGGGCGCACACCCAAGCACCUGCGCAAGCAGGGCCCGAAAGUCAUCACCGUCCGAUUGAUGGCACCUUUCCCUAUGAAAUGUACGAACUGUGGCGAAUAUAUCUACCGCGGACGCAAGUUCAACGCCCGCAAACAAACCCUCGAAGAAAAAUACCUCAAUAUCCCCAUUUAUCGCUUCUUCAUCCGUUGCACACGAUGCAGUGGAGAGAUCACCUUUCGAACCGAUCCAAAGAACAUGGACUACGAAUGCGAAAAGGAAACCCUCGACCGACUGGAACGCGAAGAGAAUGCCGAACACGAGCAACAGGAACGCGAUAAGAUGGCCGAGUUGGAGGAGAAGAUGCACGAUUCAAAGCGGGAGAUGGCGAUUGCGGAUGCGCUGGACGAAAUCCGUACUCGAAAUGCGCGCAUUGCACGAAAUGAAGGCAAGGACGACGAGGCGGCUCUCGACUCUAUUCAUGAACAGGUAGACGAGUCACGUCUGCAGGCUGAAAGGGAGGAUGAAGAGGCUGCACGCAAGGCAUUCAUGACCGCUGAUGGGGAGAGGAUUAAGCGUAUUGUUGACGAGGAGGAGGAACCCGCCCCGGCCGCAGCUCCUGUAUCAGCAGAGCCUAAGCCCGCGGCGUCGAUCUCGAUGCCCCCGCCUUCAUCAACAUCCUUUAGCAGAGUGAAGAAGUCCAAGAAAAGCGGCAAUCUUUUGGGUAUCAAAAAGAAGCCCUCACUGGUAUAA